AAGGUCAAUUCAUCAAUUGCCGAUUGCAAACUUUAAUAGUAUUAUUUAAUUACAGUGUUUAUCGGCUUAUUAACUUGGCAAACGUAACAAAGCUAUCACAUAUAUAAGUCGUUUUUUAGUUGUUGAAGUAACAAGUGUAUAUAAAACAAAAAAUGAGUCGGUUUGAUGUUGUUGAGCAAGGUCCACCUAUUGAGGUUUUCCAACUUAUGAAACUAUUUGCAGAAGACACGUUCAAAGACAAAGUUAAUUUAAGUGUUGGAGCAUACAGGGAUGAAAAAGGAAAACCAUGGGUACUGCCCGUGGUCCGAAAAGUGGAAAAGAAAAUGGCUGAAGAUGAAACUUUAUUACACGAGUACCUACCAGUAUUAGGCUUGGAGCAGUUCAGUAAUGCUUCAGUGUCCAUGUUACUUGGUCAAGAUAACCCAGUCAUCGCUCAAGGCCGUGCUUUCGGUGUCCAAACACUUUCGGGUACUGGUGGUCUGCGUGUCGGUGCGGAACUCCUCAACAAACACCUCAAAUACACCACCUUCUACUACUCCAGUCCGACAUGGGAGAACCACCAUUUGGUGUUCAUGAACUCCGGCUUCACGACACCCAAGGUGUACCGUUACUGGGACCCCAACACUCGAGCUAUCGACUUCGACGGAAUGAUCGAAGAUCUGAGCAACGCGCCAGAGAAUGCCGUGAUCAUCUUACAUGCUUGUGCGCAUAAUCCUACUGGCAUUGAUCCUACGAGGGAACAGUGGAUAAAGAUCGCCGAUGUUAUGGAGCAACGCAAGCUGUUCCCGUUCUUCGACAGCGCGUAUCAGGGGUUCGCGUCGGGCGACCUCGACAACGACGCGUGGGCGGUGCGCUACUUCGUGCAGCGCGGGUUCGAGCUCGUCUGCGCGCAGUCCUACGCCAAGAACUUUGGAUUGUACAACGAGCGUGUGGGCAACUUGUCCAUCGUGGUGAACAGCGCGGCCCGGGUCGCGCCGCUGAAGUCCCAACUGACGUGGAUAGUCCGCGGCAUGUACUCCAACCCGCCGGCGCACGGCGCGCGCGUCGUUGCCACCGCGUUGAGCGAUGACAAGCUGUUUGAUGAGUGGAGAGACCACAUCAAGAUGAUGUCUUCCAGAGUCAUGGAAAUGAGACAGGCGCUGAGGCAGGAGUUGAUCAACCUGGGCACCCCCGGCAACUGGGACCACAUCGUCAAGCAGAUCGGCCUGUUCUCCUACACGGGGCUGACGCAGCAGCAGUCGGAGUACCUGGUGUCCAACUACCACAUAUACCUCCUGAAGUGCGGCCGCAUCAACAUCUGCGGCCUCAACCGCGACAACGUCAAAUACGUCGCCGCCGCCAUACACGACGCCGUCACUAAGAUCCAUGACCCGCGUGCCAGACUGUAAAUAAGAGUUGAAGACCUUAUAAGACUUGUGAUAUAAAAAAGUCAUAUUAAAAUUGAAUAAAAUCUAUUUACGUUACCAAA
Messenger RNA from Aricia agestis (brown argus), 1468 nucleotides. RefSeq names its product aspartate aminotransferase, cytoplasmic (gene Got1). Lineage: Eukaryota; Metazoa; Arthropoda; Insecta; Lepidoptera; Lycaenidae. The transcript is spliced from 10 exons. The record is from RefSeq and is a predicted model, not a curated record. Gene Ontology annotation, cellular component: cytosol. Bases 153 to 1388 code for a protein of 411 amino acids. Gene Ontology annotation, biological process: L-aspartate biosynthetic process. Gene Ontology annotation, molecular function: pyridoxal phosphate binding; L-aspartate:2-oxoglutarate transaminase activity.